GGUGUUUAUUAUGGAACGGUGAUACGAGUUACAGUGCCAAAGUUUCUGAUGGUUUUUGUUGCGUUGGAAACAAUGUACUAUUAUUGGAAGUAUGAAGUCAAGGAUUGGGAACACCUUCGAGGUAUAGAGUCAAUGCCGUUGAAACAAAUCAUCACAAAGGAGAAGGUUCGUCUAUCCCACUCGUUUUUGAGUAGAUGCUGA
Messenger RNA from Anisakis simplex (herring worm), 201 nucleotides. NCBI's taxonomy places the organism in Eukaryota, Metazoa, Nematoda, Chromadorea, Rhabditida, Anisakidae. The record is from the annotation of a GenBank genome assembly.